AUGGCUGCACUUACCAAUGAAGAAAUGAUUAAGUAUGUUAAAUCGCAAGGAAAUAAGGUUGUCAGUCUUAAUGAUGAAAAUUAUGAACACAUAUUAAAUGGAGAGAGAGAUUAUCACUUGAUUGUGAUGUUAUCAUCGCAAUCGGCAAAGAUUAACUGUGCUUUAUGUAAUGAAUUUAAACCAGAAUUUGAAAUCGUUGGAAAUUCGUGGAUUCAAGACCAUCCAAAUGGGUUAAGUAAGGAAGAAUUGGAAGACACCGAAUCGCUUAUUCCAAAGAAGAAUGUAUACUUUAUGUUUUCCGAAUUUACUGAAUCCCGUAACUUUUUCCUGUCCCUUCAACUUAAUAAUAUUCCUAAAGUAUUCCAUUUCCCACCAUCUACAAGUAAAAGGCCAAAUGAGUAUAUCAAACAGUUCGAUGAAUACCAAUUUUAUCAAGGAGAUCAUAAAUCAUUGUUGGCAUCUUGGUUAAAUCAAAUUACGGGACAUACCUUCAAUAUCUAUAUCCCACCUGAUUACACUAGAAUUGCUACUAAUGCGCUCAUUACAUUUGCAUUAGUAAUGUUAAUUAGAAGGUUCAGUGCCCAAUUCACAAUGGUUGUCACAUCUAAAAUAUUGUGGAGUGGUAUUUCUUUAGUCGCUAUACUAUUAUUGAUUUCUGGUUACAUGUUUAACCAAAUUCGUGGAGUCCCCUUUGUAAUGGAACACCAAAGUGGCAAAGUUGAUUACUUUGUACCUCAGCAACAAAACCAAUUAGGAGUUGAAACUCAAAUUAUGUCCUUCAUUUAUGGUUGUUUGAGCUUAUUGGUAGUGAUGUUAAUUAAAAAAGCACCCGAAAUUAAGAAUUCUCAUGUAAAAUUGAUUGCUGUUAUAGUACUUAGUAUUUUAAUCUUUGUUUUGUAUAGUAUUUUACUUUCAAUCUUCGGUAUCAAGGGAAUGGGUUACCCUUACAGAUUCAUAACAUUAUAA
Messenger RNA from Debaryomyces fabryi, 966 nucleotides. RefSeq names its product dolichyl-diphosphooligosaccharide--protein glycotransferase. NCBI's taxonomy places the organism in Eukaryota, Fungi, Ascomycota, Pichiomycetes, Serinales, Debaryomycetaceae. The record is from RefSeq and is a predicted model, not a curated record. Gene Ontology annotation, cellular component: oligosaccharyltransferase complex. The transcript has a single exon. Bases 1 to 966 code for a protein of 321 amino acids.